AUGAGUGAAAUCGUCAGUUUUUAUGUACAUGAUUUAAGUAGAGGUUUGGCAACAAAUUUUCUCAAACAAAAUGGUGUAGAUCUUCAGGGACUAUAUCAUACCAGCAUAGCUGUCUUCAAUAAAGAAUAUUUCUUUGGUCAAGGAGUCAAGAGUGCUGAAGCUGGAAAAACUGAAUAUGGAUCAGAAAAUUUAAGUGAGAAAAUAGUUUUGGGAAGAACCAAAAAAACAGAGGAGGAGUUCACACAGUUUUUAAAUGGAUUAUCUGCUUCAAAGUAUCCUGUCGGUAGUCAUGACGCCUUUGAAAACAACUGCAAUCACUUUUGUAAUGAUUUAACUCAAUAUCUUUUGAAUGGAAAGAAGAUCCCAGAUCGUAUUGGAAAGUAUACUGAUAAGAUAAAGGGAUCUCCUUUCGAACCUGUAUUCAGGUCAAUGUUUAAACAAUAUGUUUUAUAA
Molecule: messenger RNA, 453 nt
Organism: Heterostelium album PN500
Lineage: Eukaryota; Evosea; Eumycetozoa; Acytosteliales; Acytosteliaceae
Product: C97 family peptidase
Exons: 3
Coding region: 1-453 (150 amino acids)
Biological process (GO): protein modification by small protein removal
Molecular function (GO): peptidase activity
Source: RefSeq, a predicted model, not a curated record